AUGCAAUUGAGAUUCUUCCAUUGAGUCCAUGAGGAGGCGUGUGAGUGACUUUGGAAGAGGCAGGUUUUGAACUAAAACUUCACUCUUGACCAAGGAGAAUUUAUAUGCUAAGAACGUAGUAAUGAUUUACCACUGCAGUUUUAACCGUGGUUUUGUAAGACACCAUUUGUUUGGGUUAUGGGCCAAUUGAGCAGUGUUUAGCUAGUUAGCCGCGGAGUAAGUUAGCUUAGCUAGGUAAAGUUAGCUGGCUAUCGGAGAUUCGAGGUCAUUUGCUGGUUUUACGUUGAGCUGUUGCGAUAUGCAUAACGUUGACAUGUGGUGUUACUAUGUGGCCGUUUAUAUAAACUGUCAAGCUACUACCUCUAACUAGCUAUCUUACUUUGACAGUUUGAGUUGGGUUAGCUAACGUUAGCUAGCUAACUUUCAACAAUAAACAGUCAACCGAGAAGUAAGUUAACGUGCAGAUAUCUUAUCGUUAUAACGUUAGCUAGUUGAACAAGAUAUAAGUGUGCAGUAGUACAGAAUGCUGCUCUCCCUGGUUGUGCACACGUACUCGUUGCGGUACUGGUUUCCUGCAGUGGUAAUGCUAGGCACAGCUCCGGCUUAUGUGCUGUCAUGGGGUGCUUGUCGUGUGCUUACUGCUGUCCUACCAUCAAGACUAUACCGCAGGAUGGACGACCACCUCUAUAACAUAUACCAGAGCCUCGUCCUCUUUUUCUUCGAAAACUAUACCGGGGUGGAGGUUGUUAUUUAUGGAGACAUGCCAAAGAAUAAAGAGAAUGUGGUCUACCUUUCCAACCAUCAAUGCACAGCGGACUGGAUCAUUGCUGACAUGUUAGCCAUUAGGCAGAAAGCACUUGGCCAUGUGAGAUACGUCCUAAAAGAUGGCCUGAAGUGGCUCCCAUUAUACGGAUGGUAUUUCUCUCAGCAUGGAGGUGUCUACGUGAAGCGAAGCGCAAAGUUUGACGAGAAAGCAAUGAAAAAAAAGCUAUCUUCACAGACAGUGUUGGGAACACCAAUGUAUCUUGUCAUCUUCCCAGAAGGAACGCGAUACAACCCUGAACUCGAGAAGAUGAUCAGCGACAGUCAGGCUUUUGCCACUAAAGAAGGGCUGGCUGUCUUAGACCAUGUUCUGACCCCAAGAAUGAAAGCCUCUCAUGUUGCCAUAGAGACCAUGAGGGAUCACCUGAAUGCUGUGUAUGAUAUCACCGUUGUGUAUGAGGGAACACUGGGCAAAAGCAGUGAAAGACAACCUGCCCCAACCAUGCCAGAAUUCCUGUGUAAGGAAUGUCCCAGAGUUCACAUCCACUUUGAACGUGUGGACAUGAAGGAAAUUCCUCCGGAGUCAGUGAUUUUCCGCAGGUGGCUGCACAAGCGAUUUGAGAUCAAGGACCAGAUGUUGACUACUUUCUAUGAGUCUGAGGAUCCAGACAAAAAAGGCAAAUUCCCUGGAGAAGGUCAAAGGUCCCAUCUGAGCAUUACGAAGACGUUGCCAUCGCUACUAUUUUUGGGGGGGCUAACACUGCCAAUGCUGUUGACGGAGUCUGGCAGGAAACUCUAUGUCCGAACCUGGGUGUAUGGGACUCUGUUGGGAUGGCUCUGGGUGAAUGUUAGUCCAUAGGAAGCUUGUGGUGGUCAUCAUGACAUCUGCUAUGGGUAUGGAAAAACCUUGCCUUUCACUCACCCAUCAAGCAGGGGAGUAUGUUUAUUCAAACAAAGCACCAUAAGGUUUAUGGGCUUCUACAAUUCUGUCCAAAUGUAUGGUUCAUUGCCUAACAGCUGUAAGAGAGAUUGGGUUUUGUUUCUUGUGCUGCUUGUUCCUUGCUCUAUUGUUGUGUGCGUCAGAACUUGCAGCCAGAUAAGGUGAGAAAAAUAUAAAUGGGGACGUUGAAAUGGAGGCAUAUUUCUUUCUUGAAUUUCCCCCUUUAUCUCAGCCAUAAAGUAUGAAGACAUUACUUCCCUAAACCCUUUAGGCAUAUUACAUAAUAAAUGUAGCCAAUUCUGUACUUUUGCGUGUCCAGCAUCCCUUUUCAACAUGAUGUAAUCUUCCAUUAGUUGACUAGAGUUAGAGUUCAGCUCUCUGUUUGAGAUGUUAUGCUGCGUUCAUGUGCUCUUGGAAUUAUUGACAACUCGGGACAGAAACUCCCCAAAAUCUCCCAGAAUGUUCAGAACUGAGUUUACGACGUCCAAAUACGUUCUUUGAGCUUCCAAGUAGGAAAUAGGGGUGGGGAGUUAACAUGUAACGAUAACAUGUAUCGUACUCUGAGUCUGAGCUUCCCAGUAAGAUAGUUUAGAGUUUACUAUUCCGAGGAGCAUGUGAACCCAGCAUUAGAGCAGAUUUAAUAUUCAGUACUCAUUACUAAGUACUCAUUACAAAAGAGUGAUUAGUGUUUAUCCAAUUGAUAUGUUCAUGAGGGUGAUGUAGGGUUUCGGUCUUUAGUGAUGGUUACUUAAGCCAUACAUGUUUAAUGUUCUAUUUUUUUAAUGCCAGGUUCCAAGGUGUCUGCUGUAUGUGUUUUGAUUGAUUGUUGUUGCAGAAAUCCACAGAUUGUUGCCAAACUCGAUACAAGUGCAGGGGUAUCGAAUAAGUAUUUUAGGUGGAGGAACACAUCUGUAAUCAGGUCAAUGUCCUGUCUGCUGUACCUGAAGAACCAAUAUUGUAUUGUCUUCUGUAGUUGACCUAAAGAUUGCAAGUGUACUACAUUUUCAUUAGACUUUCUAAAACAAAUUCUGUUGGGAGAGCUUGUUAUUCAGAGGCAUUUUUGUGUACGCUGCCUUUAUGCCAUGUUACAGAUUACACAAGGGGUAUGGAUAUCUAUAUAUUGAGAAGGCCAGCUGUAGAGUAUCUCUAUAUAGAAUUAAUAUUUCUUUGUAUACAAAGUCAACUGUAUAAUAUAGAUCACUAUUCAAAAACAAAUACUGUAUGUCCAUAAUUUUUUAUAAUAUAAACAUUACUUUUUCCACUGUCACUUUACAUGAUGCUAUUCUUAGCUUAUUUAUUAAAGGGGUCUUAACACCUGCCACGCCAAUGCCUCGCUUACGUAUCCUAUCCUUCAUUUAAUAACAAUGUGUAACGACAAUACUUUAUUUCAUUCAAUUUGUUUUGUUUAAUUCUGUUAAUUUGAUUUAAAAAAGACAAGCUGAUUGUAAAUAAUAAAACAAGUUUGGUAGACACUUGUGUCAAUUGUACCCAGACAUUUAUGCCUUCUACAGGAGUUAGUCAGUCCUUGGCUUUGGCUUCCACUGAGGACUACAUGUAAUGACUGCACUGGGACUCCCUCUACUGGACAGCACUGGAACUGUUCUGCACACCACAGUUUAUUGGUCUGUCUUCAGUUCAUGAGCUUUUGGUGGGCAGUAGUAUAUGCUGGAAUAUUUUUGUUUUAAAGCACUUGAUUUUGAGAAACUUGUGGAAUUUCAAAAUUAAUGUUUCAAUUAUAUAUUUUUUGUAAAUAAAGUACCUCUUGGUGUUUCAUCAAGCUAAGAGGAGUUUAUUUUU
Messenger RNA from Coregonus clupeaformis (lake whitefish), 3499 nucleotides. RefSeq names its product 1-acyl-sn-glycerol-3-phosphate acyltransferase epsilon-like. The coding region runs from base 524 to 1621 and encodes 365 amino acids. The transcript is spliced from 8 exons. The record is from RefSeq and is a predicted model, not a curated record. Gene Ontology annotation, molecular function: acyltransferase activity. Gene Ontology annotation, cellular component: endomembrane system; mitochondrion. NCBI's taxonomy places the organism in Eukaryota, Metazoa, Chordata, Actinopteri, Salmoniformes, Salmonidae.